GCGGAGGGUCCCGGAGCGGCGAGCGGGAGCGCUCGGGGGAGGGAGAGCCCCGUGUCUCUUUCCCACUGCCCCAGUGGGUGACGGGCUGUGCCUGGCUUCGGAGCAGGCUCUGCACUGACGUCACGAUGACACGGUGAAGCCGAAGACAGGAUCUGGGGAACGCUGCUUCUGCUUCAGUUUUGAUCAUCAAGUGAAUUUGUUGACACUCUGUUCCUCCAGCAUGGCUAAGAGUGCAGAAGUGAAGCUGGCGAUCUUUGGUCGAGCUGGCGUGGGCAAAUCAGCUCUUGUCGUGCGCUUCCUGACCAAACGAUUUAUCUGGGAGUAUGACCCGACUCUAGAGUCUACAUAUCGUCACCAAGCUACCAUUGAUGAUGAAGUGGUUUCCAUGGAGAUACUAGAUACAGCUGGUCAGGAGGAUGCUAUUCAGAAAGAAGGACACGUGCGAUGGGGUGAAGGCUUCGUCCUGGUCUAUGACAUCACGGACAGAGGCAGCUUUGAGGAAGUUCUACCACUCAAGAACUUGUUGGAUGAAGUUAAAAAACCCAAAAAUGUCACUCUGAUCCUGGUGGGGAACAAAGCAGACUUGGAUCAUUCCAGGCAGGUCAGCACAGAGGAAGGUGAAAAGCUGGCCACAGAACUAGCAUGUGCUUUUUACGAGUGCUCUGCUUGCACAGGAGAGGGAAACAUUAUGGAGGCCUUCUAUGAGCUCUGUCGUGAGGUACGGCGUCGAAAGAUGGUCCAGGGCAAGACUCGGAGACGAAGCUCCACCACGCACGUCAAGCAGGCUAUUAAUAAGAUGCUUACCAAAAUCAGCAGCUAAAAAGAUCUGUACUAAGCCAGAAAAGCAUUAUAGAGCAUAUUAGCUUGUGGUAGGGACAAGGCAGGCAGAGCACAUUUAAUAAAAAAUGGUCAAAGCUUUGCUAUUAAAAAAAUAGAAAACUGAAACCACACCACUUUUUGAGUAGCAUGGAAUCAGACUUCUUCCUGUUUCAAAAUGUAUUAUAGCCACACUGCUUUGGGCUAACAUGGAAAAAACAAACAAACAAAC
Lagopus leucura (white-tailed ptarmigan) is the source of this 1048-nucleotide messenger RNA. RefSeq names its product RAS like estrogen regulated growth inhibitor (gene RERG). Gene Ontology annotation, molecular function: GTP binding; GTPase activity. The record is from RefSeq and is a predicted model, not a curated record. The coding region runs from base 221 to 820 and encodes 199 amino acids. The transcript is spliced from 5 exons. Lineage: Eukaryota; Metazoa; Chordata; Aves; Galliformes; Phasianidae.